Molecule: messenger RNA, 2639 nt
Organism: Cotesia glomerata
Lineage: Eukaryota; Metazoa; Arthropoda; Insecta; Hymenoptera; Braconidae
Product: chitooligosaccharidolytic beta-N-acetylglucosaminidase
Exons: 7
Coding region: 590-2401 (603 amino acids)
Biological process (GO): ganglioside catabolic process; glycosaminoglycan metabolic process; carbohydrate metabolic process
Cellular component (GO): membrane
Molecular function (GO): beta-N-acetylhexosaminidase activity
Source: RefSeq, a predicted model, not a curated record
AAAUUAAUAAAUAAAUAAAAGAAGAAAUAUAAAUAAAUAUACUUAACAUAUAUGAAUAUUUUUAAAUGAUAAUAUUAAUUUAUAUAUAUAUAUAUACAUAUAUGUGAAAUUCUGAAGUAUACCACGUUUAUCGGACAGACUCGCUCAAAUGUAAUCAGCGAACUCGGAUAAAAGUUCCCCCAUUUGUUCUACACAUUGUCACAUAGCUAACACAAAUAAACCGCGAACAAUCAGUUGCCUUGUUCUAUGUUUGAGAGAACGAGGAAGAAAGAUAAAUAGAUAGAGAAAGAAUUUACGAGAGAAAGAGAAAGAAAGAAACGAGGAUCAGUAGUAGUAUUAGUAAAAUAGUAGUACUAGUAUUAGUAAUAGCAGCAUUAGUGUACAGUAGUAUAGUUCCCUUAUUCCAAGUUCGAUGGUGAACUUCCAUUCUAGGUUCAAUUACAAUCGACAAACCUAACUGGGAGAACCUUUUAUUCAAGACCAAACAUUGUUUGCCAGGCUAUUGUUUUAUACCUCUGAUUAAUCAUCAAAGAUAUACUUCAAUUCAACUCUUCUCUAUUCUACUUUCAUUCACUUCGCAAGCGUCGAAAUGAAGUUUAUCGUGGCCUGGAUCCUUAUACUCGUUUCUUCUUCUUGUUUUGCUGCUAUUCCUGCUGCAUCUUCUCCGGGCAGUCAUCAAACUAACUUUUUCCGGACAUUUGAAUGUAUCAAUGACCAGUGCCAGCGGACGAACAAACCAAUCUCGAUCAUUGACCCAGCAGAGCUGAAGCUCAAAGGUCACCAUACGACGUUAGCAGCUUGUCGUCUAGUCUGUGGUUCACUUGGAGGUCUUUGGCCGAUUCCAACGGGACCUAUCACCAUCGGAAAAAAUUACUUACUAACGCAUCCCAAUGAAGUCCGAUUUGGUCUACAAGAAGUUCCUCGAUCAACUAGAUCAUUUUUAUCCGAAGCCUUGGAUAUAUUUGUCGGGAAUUUAAGAUGGAUGUGUGGAGAAAACUGCGAAAAAGCCAAUUCUUCAGUCAAGGUUCACACAAAAAUUAUUUCUGAGAGUGUUGAACUCGACUGGAGCACAGAUGAAGAAUAUACUCUUCAGAUAUUUACCAAAGAAAACAAAAUAGAUGUUAUCGUUACCGCUUCGACGGUUUUUGGAGCUCGUCAUGCUCUGGAGACUCUGUCACAGUUGUUUGCACCCGUUUUAACGUCGAAUGGGCGAGGACUAGUGAUAGUUGACCAAGCAAAGAUCCAGGACAAACCGAUAUUCGUUCACCGUGGACUUUUGAUUGAUACUGCAAGAAAUUUUCUUCCCGUUCCCGCUAUUUUGAGAACUAUAGAUGGGCUAGCUGCUACCAAGAUGAAUGUUUUGCACUGGCAUGCUACUGACACUCAAAGUUUUCCACUUCAUAUUAAAAAUCGACCACUCAUGUCUCAGUACGGAGCAUACUCACCUGAAAUGAUCUACACCCCAGAAGAUUUAAGUUACAUAGUAACAUACGCCAAGUAUCGAGGAGUGAGAAUUAUUCUAGAAUUGGACUCACCAUCUCAUGCAGGUGCCGGAUGGGAAUGGGGUGAAGCAGCAGGACUGGGUGCUCUGGCGGUUUGCAUUAAUAAGGAACCGUGGAGAGAUUUUUGUGUCCAGCCACCAUGUGGUCAGCUAAAUCCAGUCAAUCCUCGUACUCUUGAUGUUUUAAAAGAUAUUUAUAGAGAUACUCUCGCUCUUUUGGGCACCAACAGUAUCAUUCAUCUUGGUGGCGAUGAAGUGUUUAUUAAUUGCUGGAAUUCAACGCCAGAGAUAACAGCUGCGAUGCAAGAUCGUGGAAUGGGAAAAACUACCGAUGACUUCUUUCAACUCUGGAGUGAGUUCCACGCAGAGCAAGUUAAGCUUCUUGAUGAAAUAAAAGAAGGAAGAAUUGACCAUGUAUUGCUGUGGAGCUCUGCGCUCACAUCUCCAGAUGUAAUUGAAAAGUAUCUCGAUAAAAGAAGAUUUAUCAUCCAAACCUGGGUUGAGUCAAAUUCUGAUUUACCCAGCGAACUUUUACAGCGCGGUUACAAACUUAUAAUGUCGACCAAAGAUGCUUGGUACCUAGAUCACGGAUUCUGGGGUAAAACUCGCUAUCAUUCAUGGCGAGACGCUUACAAUAAUAGAAUCCCAAGAAAUGUUGGAGUUCUUGGAGGUGAAGUCUGCAUGUGGGGUGAAUAUGUCAACGAUGGCGGCUUGGACUCUCGUAUUUGGCCCAGAGCUGCUGCUGUUGGUGAAAGGUUGUGGAGCGAUUCUCAUACGCUGAGAACUGAAGACGUAGAACCGCGUCUUCAAGCUUUUAGAGAAAGACUGCAAGUACGCCAAAUUUAUGCCGAUGCCAUUUCUCCAGCUUGGUGUGCUCAGCACGCUAAAAAGUGUUAUUAAUUUUUUUUUAUACUUUAUUUUGGUUAAUCACUAUUUGAAUAUUCAUUCUCAAGUAUUAUUUGUUGGAAAAAUAUAUACAAAGUUUUAUUGAUUUUUAAAUAAAUUAGUUCACCAAAUGUUUUAUUACCUAUCAAUAUUUCUUUGUUUUAUAAAUACAAUGAUAAGUAAUAACAAAGUGUCUGACGGAUGAUGUGUUAUAUUUUAUAUUUUUUGAAAUAAUAAAUGUGUUAAAUAGAAA